GUUUUCACUUUCUGGAAAGGAGGAUACCUAUUUAAAGGUUUUGUAAAGAGGCCACUGAUAAAUAUAUCUGUUGGUGAGACGAGGCAUGUUAAGGAAAACUGGAUCAAGGGGGCUCUUCUUAUUCUGACGAGUCACAAUGCAUGGAGUGCAUGGCUAAUCCUCCAGGCUGUGGUCUCCAAAGUCUACACUGCUCGAUUAUCGCUAACCAUGAUGAUAUGCUUUUUCGCGUUGUUGCAAUCUUCUUUCUUGAUCUGUUUUUCGCAAGAAAUCCAAUUUCAUGGAGACUGGAGUGGAACCUGCAACUUUCAACCAUCGCCUACUGCGGAGUUGUAAUCUCAGCAUUAGCCUACUACCUGCAAACAUGGUGCAUCAGUUACAAGGGACCAGUCUUUACAGCUAUGUUUAGUCCACUUCAAGUCAUUAUAGUGGCAUUGUUCUCGGCAAUUUCUUUCGCAGAGCGACUUCACUUUGGCAGCUUGAUCGGAGCGUUUCUCAUUAUCGUGGGCCUUUACUGUGUGCUGUGGGGAAAGAAGGAAAGACAAUGUUGUUGCUGAUGAACAGACAGAGAAUGGAAAAGGGGUACUUGAAGACAUUAAAGUGCUGGAGAAUUAUAUUUCAGUCAUAAAUCCAGUCACUAGAGAAAGGACAUGAUCAUAAGAGUUCAGUUUCUUUUUACACAUUAUACAGAAGAUCAAUCCCAGAUAAAAUUUCAGAGAGGUAAAUGCACACCACCUAACUAUAAAUGAUUGCCAAAUUGAUAAUGGUUUGAGCCCUACAAUCCAAUCCAUAUG
This is a messenger RNA of Prunus mume (Japanese apricot), 791 nucleotides long. Lineage: Eukaryota; Viridiplantae; Streptophyta; Magnoliopsida; Rosales; Rosaceae. The record is from RefSeq and is a predicted model, not a curated record.